This is a messenger RNA of Thlaspi arvense, 684 nucleotides long. NCBI's taxonomy places the organism in Eukaryota, Viridiplantae, Streptophyta, Magnoliopsida, Brassicales, Brassicaceae. The record is from the annotation of a GenBank genome assembly.
AUGGCGGAAAAUGAAAUAGUGGUCGAGGAGCAAUCACAGGAAGUGGCUCCAUCUUCUUCUUCGGUAACGGUGGAAGACGAGGAGCAAUCACAGGAAGUGACUCCAUCUUCUUCUUCGGUAACGGUUGAAGACGAGGAGGAUGAGACGUAUCUCAAGCACUUGGAUUUCGUCAAAGCCGCGGCGAUUUACAUGGCCGUCUGUUUCUCGACUCUCUACGAGUUCGCUAAGGACAACUCAGGUCCUCUCAAACUCGGUGUCGAGAACAUAGAAGCUACCGUUGAAACGGUACUCUCGCCGUUAUACGACAGAUUCCAUGACGUUCCUUUCAAGCUUCUCCUAUUCGUCGAUCGUAAGCUGGACGAUGUCUUCUUCGACGUGGAAACAUACGUUCCGUCUUUGGUGAAGCAAGCUUCUAGCCAAGCGUUAACGGUGGUGACGGAGGUGCAACGCGCCGGCGUCCUCGAUACGACGAAGAGCAUCGCCAGGAGCGUCUGCGACAAGUACGAGCCAGCGGCGGAGUAUUACGCAGCGGCCCUGUGGCGGUUGCUGAAUCGGGUGCCCUUGUUCCCGGAAGUUGCGCAGCUAGUGAUCCCGACGGCGUUUUACUGGUCGGAGAAGUACAACGACGCCGUUCGUUACGCCGGAGACAGAGACUACUACGUGGCAGACAAGCAACUGUCAUAA